Molecule: messenger RNA, 1362 nt
Organism: Rotaria socialis
Lineage: Eukaryota; Metazoa; Rotifera; Eurotatoria; Philodinida; Philodinidae
Source: the annotation of a GenBank genome assembly
AUGUCUGCUCAUGAUAAUAUGAUGACGACGAAUUCAACAAAUUUUUAUUAUCAACAAUAUCAUCCUUCGCAAGCAUCAUUAUUACAGCCAACAACUAACAAUACGGACUUUAAUAAACUCGAUAAAGAUCUGAUAUACAAUCAUCCACUUUUUCCUUUACUUGCUAUUGUAUUUGAUAAAUGUGAACUGGCAACAAAUUCUCCUCGUGAUGCUAACAAUCCAAAUUAUGCUUGUUCACUUGCAUCACUUAAUGAAGAUGUUGUUGCAUUUACAAAACAAUUAACUAAAGAUCAUGUACUCUGCCAGACAUCAAAUGCUGAAGUUGAUAAUCUUAUGAUACAAGCAAUACAAGUUUUAAGAAUUCAUUUACUCGAAUUGGAAAAAGUCCAUGAAUUGUGCGAUAAUUUUUGUCAACGUUAUAUUCAUCUAUUAAAAGGGAAAAUGCCUAUGGACAUUAUUAUGGAUGAUCGCGAUUUAAGUUUUUCAAAAUCUGAAGAUGAACAAAGUGAAAUGAGUAAUCAUGAUUAUGAACAAGAUAUCAAACCGGUGCGUUCAUUGUCUCAAACAUCAACAAAUGAUCAUAAUCAAACAUUAAAAUCAAAUUCGGAUUCAUCAGAAUCACGAAGUCCAACUCAACAUCACCAUCACCAGCAGCAGCAGCAGCAGCAGCAACAACAACAACAACAGCAACAAUUCUUAUCUAUUCAACAAACUAAUAAUUAUACGCCAUCAUCAACAAUUCAAUAUUCUCAUCAAUCAAUAGAUGAAACAGAUAAAAGUAGUGAGAAUUUUGAAAGUUCAAUCGAAGGUGAUUAUUAUGAAGAAAACGAUGAUAAUAAUAAACGUCGUCAAAAAAAACGAGGCAUUUUCCCUAAAGCAGCAACAUCAUUGAUGCGUGCAUGGUUAUUUCAACACUUAAAUCAUCCGUAUCCAUCUGAAGAACAGAAAAAGAUUCUUGCUCGUGAAACUAAUCUUAAUAUUUUACAAGUGAAUAAUUGGUUUAUUAAUGCUCGAAGAAGAAUCGUGCAGCCAAUGAUUGAUCAAUCAAAUCGAACUGCACUCACACAAAAAGUAAUAGGACCGGACUAUAAUGAUUUAAUGACAGCAAAUCCUUAUCAUACAUUUGAUCCAAGUCGAGCAUCAUAUGGAUUUCAACCAAACCUCUAUGACGAAAUGACACCGCCACCAGCUUAUUGUCCGCCAUCAAUGUCUCAUUCAUCAGCGUAUCCAUCGAUGCAUCCAAAUUCGUUUUUUGCAGCUGCAGCAGCCGCAGCGGUUGCUGCGGUUAGUAAUAAUUCAACAUCUUUACAGCAUGGUAUAUCUCCAUCAUCAUCUUAUCAUGGACAAGCUAACGGCGAAUAG